This is a messenger RNA of Corythoichthys intestinalis (scribbled pipefish), 4964 nucleotides long. It is a transcript of the gene ehd3, whose product is annotated as EH-domain containing 3. The record is from RefSeq and is a predicted model, not a curated record. Lineage: Eukaryota; Metazoa; Chordata; Actinopteri; Syngnathiformes; Syngnathidae. The coding region runs from base 536 to 2143 and encodes 535 amino acids. Gene Ontology annotation, cellular component: cytoplasm; plasma membrane. The transcript has 9 exons. Gene Ontology annotation, molecular function: protein binding; calcium ion binding; GTP binding. Gene Ontology annotation, biological process: endosomal transport; endocytosis.
CCGUGGCCCACUUCCGGUUAGCUCGGGUUUCCCUGCGAGUCGGCAUUUAAAUACGAGCUCCAGAAGGAGGAGAGAGAGACACCGGCAGCCACCCAUACCGCUCAUAAACACCUAAACCCACCUCAUUGCCCUUCGUCGACUUUUAUUUUUUAAUCCCAAACGAGGCAAACUGACUUUUAUGAGCGUCUUGCCCGUUUUUUUGUCGGAAAGAAGGAUAACGGCGGUUGACAAGAUAACGGCAGCUCAGUGCAUCAUUGAUGGGAUUCCUGUGCUCGCCCACGGCCCCGUAGCGGUAUUACUGCGCUAGGACUGCAUUAUUUUUGACGUUCUUACACUAUAUUGAAUCAAAUCGAGAGCCAAAGCUGUCUUUUUAUCCUUUUUGGAAACGUCAGGGACUUGAAAGAAGCUGGAAGAACCCGGAUGAAGAGAAUGCAAUUAGAGUGUCGUAUGUAAUUGGCACAACAAAACCUUGACAGCUCGGCAGACCACAAGAGCUAAUCGGCAGAAGUGAAGCAGAAGAACAGCAGCCGUCACCAUGUUCAGUUGGCUGGGAGUCGAUGACCGCAGGAAGAAGGAACCAGAGGUCUUCCAGACGGUCAGCGACGGUCUGAAAAAGCUCUACAAAACCAAAUUGCUACCACUGGAGGAGACCUAUAAGUUCCACGAGUUCCACUCACCGGCGCUUGAGGAUGCGGACUUUGACAACAAACCUAUGGUGCUACUGGUGGGACAGUACUCCACUGGCAAGACCAGCUUUAUACGUUACCUGUUGGAGCAAGACUUCCCGGGGAUGCGCAUCGGCCCCGAGCCCACUACAGAUUCCUUCAUAGCGGUGAUGCACGGUGAUACCGAGGGUUUGAUCCCCGGCAACGCGCUCGUGGUUGACCCCAAGAAGCCCUUCAGGAAGUUGAACGCCUUCGGGAACGCCUUCCUCAACAGAUUUGUGUGUGCCCAGCUGACUAACCCAGUUUUGGAGAGCAUCAGCGUGAUUGACACUCCGGGGAUCCUGUCAGGAGAGAAACAGAGAAUCAGUCGAGGCUACGACUUUGCGGCCGUCCUGGAAUGGUUCGCCGAGCGCGUGGACCGGAUCAUCCUGCUCUUCGACGCUCACAAACUGGACAUUUCCGACGAGUUUUCCGAGGUGAUAAAGGCGCUGAAAAACCACGAGGACAAGAUAAGGGUGGUGUUGAACAAGGCAGACCAGAUCGAGACCCAGCAACUGAUGCGAGUGUACGGAGCGCUCAUGUGGUCGCUCGGCAAAAUCGUCAACACGCCUGAGGUGAUUCGCGUCUACAUCGGGUCCUUUUGGUCGCACCCGCUGUUAAUUCCUGACAACAGGAAGCUUUUCGAGGCAGAGGAGCAAGAUCUGUUCAAGGACAUCCAGUCGUUGCCGCGGAACGCCGCGUUGAGGAAGCUUAACGAUCUCAUCAAGCGGGCGAGAUUGGCCAAGGUCCACGCGUACAUCAUCAGCGCCUUGAAGAAGGAAAUGCCGGCGGUGUUUGGCAGGGAGAAUAAGAAGAAGGAGCUUAUCGCUAGCUUGGGAGACAUCUACAAGCGCAUUGAGAGGGAACAUCAGAUAUCGCCUGGAGACUUUCCAAAUCUCAAGAGGAUGCAGGACCAACUCCAAGCUCAAGACCUGACCAAGUUCCAGCCGCUCAAAUCCAAGCUUUUAGAAGCGGUGGAUGACAUGCUAGCUCACGACAUCGCCGGUUUGAUGGUGCUGGUGCGCCAGGAGGAGACGCAGCGGCCCAACCCGUCGGUUAAGGGCGGCGCCUUCGACGGCACGCUGAACGGCCCCUUCGGCCACGGCUACGGCGAGGGCGCCGGCGAGGGCAUCGACGAGGCCGAGUGGGUGGUGGCGCGCGACAAGCCGGCUUACGACGAGAUCUUCUACACGCUGUCGCCCGUCAACGGCAAGGUGACGGGCGCCAACGCCAAGCGCGAGAUGGUCAAAUCCAAGCUGCCCAACACGGUGCUGGGAAAGAUCUGGAAGCUGGCCGACAUCGACAAGGACGGAAUGCUGGACGACGAGGAAUUUGCGCUGGCUAACCAUCUUAUUAAAGUCAAGCUGGAGGGACACGAGCUGCCCGCCGAGCUGCCGGCGCAUCUGCUGCCUCCUUCCAAGAGGAAAAUGGCCGAAUAGACGCGCAAGAUCGACAUUUAGAACUGAAUACAGUAAUAAAAAAGCCUGGUUUCUCCUGGAAAUGUAGCACAACUCUUCAGAUCAAUACAUUUAAUAGUGAACCUGUUACAGACCCAACUUCAAUUAGUAAUAAUCAGCAAGUUUCAAUAUGUUUAAAGCAUGUGAAAAUUAUUGAUUUUUUAAAAUUCUAAUGCUUUUAUGUUAGCAUGAAACAUGAAGGUGAUUAACUUUGUUGGGCCUAAAAAAAAUGAUGUAGCGGGACAAAUCUGCCCCCCUAGAUUAAUAAUUUGACACCUAAAUCAGAUUUUUUUUUUUAUAUAUAUAAAUCUGAUUUAGGUGUCAAACUUUAGGCUCGGGGGCCAGAUUUAGCCCGCAAUAUAAUUUGUUUGAGGCCUGAAAAAGCUAAUCAUGUAAUCAGUUUGUAUUACAGCACCAUCUUGAAAAAAAACUAAAUUAGGUGUCAAACUUUUGAUUGUUUAUUUUACAACAUGGUUAAAAAAAAACAACUGAAGGCUAGCGGACUGAUCCGGACCGCUACAUCAUAUUUUUUGGGGCCCACAAAAGCCAAUCAGCUUCAUGUUUAAAAAAAUUUAGAAUAGAAAACAUUUUUCAAUUGUAACCAUAUGCUUUAAACACAUUCAAUCUUGAUACAACGCACUGUUUAAACUGUUAACCCUCCUGUUACCGGAGUUUUAUCGGGUCAGUUUGUCCCAAGGAAUGUGUCGAAGCGUCGAAAAAUGAUUUAAAAAAUUAAGCUCAGACUCACCCAAUGGCUGCUAAUGACGGCGAUGGACGACAAUGAGAGUUAAAAGUGUCAGAAACUGAAUUUUUGAAACUUUAAUCUAAUUGUAAACAUGUGCCACUAACUUUCAUUAAGACAAGCAAAACACGUUUAAUAUCCCAAAAUACCUAUUUUACAAAAAGAUUGGUCAAUUUAACCUGUAUGACUAAAUAUCCUACUAAGAAAUAACCCCACUAAUAAUUUCACAGCAACAUAUGUGUCAAUAUGUUUCAUAAAUAAAAAUUCAACUUUAAAUUGGGGGAAAAAACAGUUCAAUUUGACCUCUGUGGGUAAACAUAAAAAAAAACAAAAACAAAAACAUCACAAAUAGCACACUUCAUUUCAAAAGAUAUAGUAACAUUUAAAACGGGUCACGGUAACAGGAGGGUUUAAUGUGUACUUAUCUGUACACUAUAAAAAUAAAAACUUUUUUGGUUUUUUUUUGCGAGAGUCGCCAACAGUGGCUGUACCAGUUUCACCAAUGAAAUGGCUAAACAAUAAUCACAUGACUCCAUUAUACCAACCAGACUCAAGCUUGCCGUUCUAUGAUCACGCUGGCCUGUUCAAACACGUGGCGUCUUUAAAGCACGUCAAAAAAUGAAGUAUUUGACAUAGAGCGUUGCCGUCAACAUGACUCGAAAGCGCAGAUUUUAACCUCUCUCCCAGUUUUUAUUUGGCACCGACUGACCACAAAAAAACGAAGCUAUGAUCCUUUUCGGUGUAAUAAUAAGAAAUAUGUAUUCUCCACUAGAGGGCACUCAUGCUCUUUGGACAAAUAAUGCUUUAUUUCUGUAUUUUUUUUCUCUCACCUGAUUUUUUUUUGUAUUUCAUUGGUUUAAUGUGGUUAUGUAAUAGGUUAUAGUCCACUUCUUCAAAGUAUAAUAAUAACAGUUCAUCAAAACAUUGUUUUAAAAUAAAAAUCAAACAUCGUAAGCAGUUACUCACAAUGUUACUCAUUACUUGAGUAUUCUUUUCACCAAAUACUUUUUAACUCGACUACAUUUUUUGGGUGACUACUUUUACUUGAGUAAUAUUAUUCUGAAGUAACGCUACUCUUACUUGAGUAAAAUUCUUGGCUACACUAACCACCUCUGGUCAUAACGCUGGACAGGUAGUCCCCAGGUUAAUUCCGUUCCUACGCAUGUGACGUAACCCGAAUUUCCGCGUAAAUCGGUUUUAAGAACCCCUAAAUACCCCCGUAAAUCUCAAAAUAACGCUCCAAAAACAUGUUAUAUACAUAUUAAUACAACAAAGUAAAAAAAUAAGAUAACGUGAAGUACUAUAAGGUACUGUUUACGCGACUAAAUAAAAAAACGACCGGAGACAAAAUGGCGCACAAAACUAUUGCGUCGUAAAGUCGAAAUCACGUAAGUCGGGGACGUUGUAACCCGGGGACUACCUGUAGAACUACAAUGUUACCCGAAACUGUACUGCAUUGAUAAUCAUUCAAAAACGCUCCCAAUAAAUCAUUUUAAGAAAUAGUACAGAAUGUAGUGGAACCGUUUAGUUUGUAGUUAGCAAACAGCUUCAAACAUAUUUAAACAUACUGCCGUCAAUGGCACUGAAACAGGAUCAUUCACUUAAUGGCUUUUAAAAAUCUUAAGAAACACUGGAAGACUUUUUUUGUCAAAAUGGAUGACUCAACAAUGUGAACAAUGCUGGGUUGUGUAAAAGACUGGAAACCUCAAAGUGUUGAAAAUAAUCGCAGGGAAAUUGUUGUCUUAAAUGUUCCGAUGUUUCGACUGUGACUUAUUGCGCGUGGACACAUCCUGACGUGAUGUAUUAUUGUAAUGAACCAUCGUGUAUUAUGCUAACAUGCUAACUCGCUAACGCUAAUUGACACUACACAUUUAUUCAACUUUAUCAUCGAUGUUACAUUACUGUCGCAAAAUGCCAGUAUAUCACUUCACUUGAAUUGACUCAAAAGUACUAAAAAUGUCUAUUUAGCAUAACGUUUUCAUGCGUCUGAUUGAAUGUGAAUGUAAUGUCUUUCAAGAAAACAAUUUCCGGCACAAUAAACUGCAUCAUGAACAUAAGCAA